UAUCAUCUACAUAUGUAUUUAUAGCAUAAAUUGUACAUAUAUUUAAAAUGGAAACAAUAGUAAUCGUAUGUAAUGCAAUUGCCUAUGAAAAUGUUCUAAUAAAGAGCCCUGUGUGAUUGAAUAUGCGUAAGAGAGAAUUUUUGCAAAUCGCGUGUAUGUACUCGAAACAUGGUUCAAGACAGCUCAGAACCUCCGGCAAAAACACAUUUCUAUGUAUGUCGUGGAUUUAACGGUGUCCUGAAGCUUAAAACACGAGCGGACGGACUGGACGAGGUGAACUUACUAACCCGAGUUAUACGACGUGGACGUAUGUAUAUGGAUUCGCGUUUUUUGCUGCAAAUAUAUGUAUAACAACAAAAUGUACUAGAGGAUAAUUAAUUGGUGAUACUGCUCCGAUUUGACGAUUUGAUGAUUUUCUGAUGAUUUGAUGAUUUGCUUCGACUCAGUUCCAUAUAUACAUACAUAUAUGUUGGUAAUAUUAGAUUAGACUGUAUAGUUUAACGUUGUGUAGUUUGUGAAUAUUGAAAUACUAGUCUAGUAGUUGAAUCUAUAGUUGCCUUUGAAAUAUGAAAUACAUAAGUAUAGUAUGCCUACGCUCGUAGGCUUAUAGUACAAAUAUUGUAAAUUUAAUCUUUUGGUUUUAUAUGAGAUGAUGCUUGAUGUCGGUUGACGGCCAAGCGUAUUUCCAAAUAUGUAUAGUACUUACACGUAGUACUCAUUCCUCCGCCAUAAGGACAUUGGAUGCAGUAAUUUGAAUUUUUACGUAGACAUCAGUGAGUUACCUAAAGUAUGAAUUUAAAUCGUCAAUGUUAGUCGGGGGUGAAAUGUUUACUGAGAAUCCGCAUGAACGGUUUCCUUGUGCAGUUUGUGGAAAGAGUUACUUGCGCAAGCGUCACUUGCAGCGGCACAUGCGGGACGAAUGCAUUGGUAUUCCGCCACGUUUUAGUUGCGACCUCUGUCCCUCGCGUUUCCGGCGCAAAUACCACAUGGUCCGCCAUUUGACAUCGAAGCACGGCAUUCCGCCGGCAAUAGCUCAACAGACAACAAGUAGUAGCCACCACGGUGGAAGCGGCAGUGGCGGUGGAUAUCGCAGCUGUGGCGAGAAUAGUGUUGGCGGCGGCUUGAAUAACGCCAAUGAUUGUGAUGGCUCGGCGCCCGAAAAUCUGUCACUGAAAAAAGCUCAUUACGAGACAAAUAAUGCGCCACACAGUCCGCAUGGACCAGCCCACGUUAACGGCGGAGGCGGAGGCGGAGGCGGAGACAUUGAUGGUGACGCAUGCGCCGCGAAUGCAGACAUGAAGCCAACAUACGGUCUAACAGGAGCCAUCACAGCUAUAUCGGCGGCAGCAGUUAUUGGAGAUAGCAUUGGCAACGGCAAGACGCCAGAUGCAACAAUGCAUGAGGAAAUCGCCCAUUCUUUGGCCGGUAGCGUCGUCGUCGAUGACGAUAAAAUUGCCGGACAAUUGGCGGCGAACAAAGCCAUGAACGCCAUUGGUGAGGAUUGGAAAAUGAAACUGGGCAUUCAACUUAUAUCGAAUUCCUUGCUAAAGGAGCGUCUCAUCAAUACCAUGCCAUUCGCUUACAACAACAACAACUAAGCGGCCUUUUUGUCGAAAAAUACCAAGGAUAUUAAUUUACGAGAUAGAUUAACAAUACUCAUUUAUGUAUUUAUUUAUUCACGUAUUACUUUAUUAAUUUAUUAACUUAUUUAUUGAAUCUUCUAUUUAGUUUAUUAGAAACAUAUUUUCGAUUUUGAGGUGCCCAAUCCCUCCUCACAAAUCAUAUAUGUACAAACAUACAUACAUAACAUUCUAUUCGAAGCAUGACAGAAAUUUAACAAUGGAACGCGACCAAAAAGUAUUAACAUUUCAAAGAUGUUUUUUUUUUUUUUUUUUUUUUUUU
Rhagoletis pomonella (apple maggot) is the source of this 1902-nucleotide messenger RNA. RefSeq lists its product as uncharacterized. Lineage: Eukaryota; Metazoa; Arthropoda; Insecta; Diptera; Tephritidae. Gene Ontology annotation, molecular function: sequence-specific DNA binding; DNA-binding transcription factor activity, RNA polymerase II-specific. The transcript has 2 exons. The record is from RefSeq and is a predicted model, not a curated record. The coding region runs from base 807 to 1598 and encodes 263 amino acids. Gene Ontology annotation, biological process: regulation of transcription by RNA polymerase II. Gene Ontology annotation, cellular component: nucleus.